Molecule: messenger RNA, 2756 nt
Organism: Eruca vesicaria subsp. sativa (arugula)
Lineage: Eukaryota; Viridiplantae; Streptophyta; Magnoliopsida; Brassicales; Brassicaceae
Source: the annotation of a GenBank genome assembly
UCUCUCUCCCUCUUGGCUCUUGACUUUAUCCACAAGUCAAUUCCAAAACCCCCCUAUCUUCAUCUCCCACCUCCCCCUUCCUUAUCAUCUCCUUCCUCUCUCCCUCACAGAUCAACCGAUCCAUAUGCCCCGGAGGACGAUGCCACCAUGCCACUUCCUCCCCCAUCUCUUCUUCUUCUUAUUAUUGCUACUGUCACCAUGGACACCUUCUUGCGCCGCCGAGUCGUCCAAUCAUAUCUCCGUAUAUGGACGUGUCGCUGGCAGAUCGCUGCUACAGUCUGAUGAAGAGGCAAACACGGAGCUUGUUGUUGAUCUUUCUGGGAAAGUCUCCUUACUUAUGCAUCCAUCAAGGAAACCAAUCUGGUCUUUCUCAUCAGGAUCACCCCUUCAUUCCUCGUAUCAAGCUCCUCUAAGCGUUGUCAACAACACAGGAAACGCUACUGAGAUUAGUAAAGCUUUCGUUGUUGAGUACAUAGACAACUCAGAUGUUACCAUGGUUGAUGAUGGCUAUACUAGAAAGACUAUGGAGGAUUUGAUGAAAGAGAUGCCACGUGUGAGUGAUGAUGGUUUGACUCUUGGCUCUAAAUCAUCUACCACUUAUUUGGUUGAUGGUCUAUCAGGGAGGCUUAUCCAUGUUUAUGGAACCACCCAGUCUUCUGCAGAUAACAACAACACUAAUGUCAUGGUGAAGCCCACUAGCGCUGAUAAUUUGGCCAGCAUACAGCUUCUUAUCACGCGGACAGAUUCCAAACUGGAGCAUUUUGAUAAGACCUCAGGGAAGCCUGUGUGGAACGUGACGGUUUCUCACUUCAGAGCUGACUUGCGUUGUGAUCUAGCUUUCAAUAAAGACAAAAAUCUCGGUCCUGAAAUAUUCACUGGAAUCUAUAUGCCGUUGCGAUGUGGUGGUAAUCACACUGACAUCCGUGCCCUUAUUAAAUCAGGAGUUUAUAUUAGGAUGCCUCGAGAUCAGCAAGCGAAACCUGAAGGUGCAUAUGAAGCGAAAAUGUUGCCCUCUACAGCAACCAGAGAAUCAAGGAAGUUAUGGGAACGUGAUGUGUUUGGGAAAAACUCUGAGUGGUCGCGGGCAAAAUUAUUGGUCCCUUUAUUUAUUCUGGCUGCUGUUAUCUCUGUUUUCGUGAAAGGAUAUUCAGGCGGUGAAUUGAAUUCAAAAUCUGGACCUUCCAAAAAGAAGAAGAACCGUAAAUCAGGGAAGGAUAGGCAUACAGAAUUUGAGCUCAUUGAAGGAGGUCAAAUGUUGCUAGGCUUCAAUAACCUUUUAAAUGGUGCAGGUGAUGGGCGAAAGAUUGGUAAGUUGUUUGUGUCAAAUAAAGAAAUUGCAAAGGGAAGUAAUGGGACUGUGGUAUUUGAGGGUGUUUAUGAAGGCCGGCCAGUAGCUGUAAAACGCCUUGUUCGAUCCCAUCAUGAGGUUGCUUUCAAGGAGAUUCAAAACCUCAUUGCAUCUGACCAACACUCAAACAUCAUUCGGUGGUAUGGUGUAGAGUACGACCGAGAUUUUGUUUACCUUUCUCUCGAGCGAUGCACGUGCAGUUUAGAUGAUUUGAUCAAAACCUAUUUAAAUUUCUCAAUGACAAAAGUAUUGGAAAAUAGCGAUUCUACUGAAGCACUAGCUGCGUAUGAGAUCAAACUGGAUUCUCUGGAGGGAGUUAUGGAAGGAAACAGUCUGUGGAAAGUGGGAGGCCACCCGUCACCUCUCAUGCUUAAAUUAAUGAGGGAUAUAGUAUUUGGGCUUGCCCACUUGCAUGAAUUGGGAAUAGUUCAUCGCGACUUGAAACCACAAAAUGUAUUGAUAAGUAAAGGGAUGACUAUGAGUGCAAAGCUUUCUGAUAUGGGCAUUAGCAAGCGUCUAACUGGGGAUAUGUCAUCAUUGGGUCAUUUUGCCACAGGUUGUGGUAGUUCUGGUUGGCAAGCACCUGAACAGCUUCUUCAAGGUCGCCAAACUCGUGCUGUGGACAUGUUUAGUUUAGGAUGUAUCCUCUUUUACUCCAUAACUGGUUGUAAGCAUCCCUUUGGAGAAGAUCUUGAACGUGAUGUCAAUAUCGUGAACAACAAAGUUGACUUAUUUUUAGUAGCGCAUGUUCCCGAGGCUUCGGACCUGAUCUCUCGUUUACUGAAUCCAAACCCCGAUUUACGUCCGAGUGCAACUGAAGUGCUACUCCAUCCCAUGUUCUGGAACUCAGAGAUGAGACUAUCCUUUCUUCGGGAUGCUAGUGACCGAGUAGAGCUUGAAAACAGAGAGGCUGAUUCUGAGAUCUUAAAAGCAAUGGAGAAUACAGCUCCAGUGGCUAUAGGAGGGAAGUGGGAUGAAAAGUUAGAACCUAUCUUCAUUACAAACAUCGGAAGCUACAGGCGUUACAAAUACGACAGUAUUCGUGAUCUGUUACGUGUCAUCAGAAACAAAUUGAAUCAUCACCGAGAACUUCCUUCAGAGAUCCAGGAACUUGUUGGAACGGUUCCAGAAGGAUUCGACCAGUACUUCUCUGUUCGGUUUCCGAAAUUGCUGAUUGAAGUAUACAGAGUCAUCUCUAUGCACUGCAAGGAAGAAGAAGUAUUCAGAAAGUACUUCAAAUGCAACCACAUAUAAAUAACCGGUUUGCUUAUUUGUAAUCCAUGUUUGUUAUUGUUAUAUAAUAUUACAUAAAUUAACUGCUAUCUAGACCAAUUGCAACAUGUGUGACUAGUCUAUGUAUAUAUAUCUCAUGUAAAACGUCUGUUUCAAUAAAUAUCUGUAUUCGUAA